Molecule: messenger RNA, 843 nt
Organism: Closterium sp. NIES-67
Lineage: Eukaryota; Viridiplantae; Streptophyta; Zygnematophyceae; Desmidiales; Closteriaceae
Source: the annotation of a GenBank genome assembly
GUGCUGUGCACAGCGUCAGAGUCCAUCGAUGACAUGCACAGCACAGCACAGCACAGCACCUGAUGACGUGGCAGGCCCGAUCUCGGCACAUUGCAUAACGAGCGCAAUUCCCGCCUCCUAACAUUUCAAUCCUUAGGAGGUUCCAAAUUCAGCAUUUAGGUCCACUUUCCGGUUGGCAUUUAGGCCGAUUCGCCAACAUUCCACCCGCCCUCUAGACCGCCUUGUUGAACGGGUAGCGAAGCUGCUGUCCUCCGUAGUACCGCGCGUAGGUACUGUGUGUGUAGUCCCGUGUGUAGUUCCUUGGGCCUUCGAAUCGGCCCAGUCCCCUUCUCGCUGGCAGUUUCUCGCUCCAACGUUCGUAGUCACAGCAGGUGCCAAGAGCACCGCAUGCCGCACGGUGUCUCGAAGAGAGGCGCAUGCUCGCGCAAUCAGCUAGUCUGUGCCGUCCCGCGCGCUCUACCCUACUGCGCGUGCUCCUUUCCCCUCUCCACUUCCGAUUCACUCUCCCCGAAUAUUCUUCUCUCAUAGGCUUCCUCGCGCCAGUUGCCGCUUUAACCAGCGCAGCAGCUUUCGAGCGUCAGGGCUUCCCGUCAGCUCAAAUCACGACUCCCUUUCGCUAGUGUCACACUCUGAUAGCAUGGCGAGUCUUCUCGAGCGGACGGAGAUCGGCGCGCUUGUAUCGGAGAAGAGGGAGAUUAUAUCGGUGCCCGACACCGCCACUGUGCUGGACGCUCUCGAGCUGAUGAACGCCAACAACAUCAUCGCGCUGCCAGUAGCAGCACCGCCAGGGAAGUGGCUUGGGCUGGUGGCGCCAACAUCAUUGACGGGGAGAAGCAGUACAUU